AUGGCCCUGGCGGCGGGGCCGUGGCCGGAGCCUCCUCUUCCUCCUCCUCCUCCACCUCCUCCUCCUCCUCCUCCCGGUGGCCCGGAGGCGGCGGGGAAGGCGGCGGGGGAUUGCCUGGUGUGCGGGGACAAGGCGAGCGGGAAGCACUACGGGCAAUUCACCUGCGAGGGCUGCAAAAGCUUCUUCAAACGCUCCGUACGGCGCAACCUCUCGUACAGCUGCCGGGGGGGCCGGGACUGCCCGGUGGAUCAGCACCACCGCAACCAGUGCCAGUACUGCCGGCUCCGCAAGUGCCUCCGCGUGGGAAUGCGGCGGGAAGCCGUGCAGCGAGGCCGGAUGGCUCACGCCCCCGGCAGCCCCGGCCAAUUCCCCCUGCUCCCCGGGGACCCCUACGGCGGUCACGGCUACUUAAGCGGUUUCAUCUCCUUGCUGCUCCGCGCCGAACCGUACCCCCCGUCCGGCUACGGCGCCCAGUGCCUUCAGCCCGGCGGCGCGGCGGGCAUCGAGAGCAUCUGCGAGCUGGCCGCGCGCCUCCUCUUCAGCGCCAUCGAAUGGGCCAAGGGCGUCCCCUUCUUCCCGGACUUGCAGCUUUCGGAUCAAGUGGCGUUGCUGCGGUUGGGUUGGAGCGAGCUUUUCGUGCUGAACGCGGCGCAGUCGGCGUUACCGUUGCACGCCGCCCCGUUGUUGGCCGCCGCGGGGCUUCACGCCGCUCCAAUGGCCGCCGACCGCGUGGUCGCCUUCAUGGACCACAUCCGCCUCUUCCAGGAGCAGGUGGAGAAGCUGAAGGUGCUGCGCGUCGACGCCGCCGAGUACGCCUGCCUCAAAGCCCUGGCGCUCUUCUCCCCCGACGCGGUGGGGCUGUCGGACCCGGGGCAGGUGGCCGGCCUGCAGGAGAAGUCGCAGUGCGCGCUGGAGGAGCACGUGCGGCGGCAGCACCCCAGCCAGCCCAGCCGCUUCGGGCGCCUGCUCCUGCGCCUGCCCGCCCUGCGCAGCGUCUCCGCCCCCGGCAUCCAGCAGCUCUUCUUCAGCCGCCUGGUCGGCAAGACCCCCAUCGAGACCCUCAUCCGCGACAUGCUGCUCGCUGGCGCCACCCUCAACUGGCCCUACGGCCCCAUGCAGUGACGCAACCCCCCCAAGAUGGGGACCCCCAAGGAGGGGACCCCGAGGAUGGAGACCCCCAAGGAUGGGGACGCCAAGGAUGGGGACACCAAGGAUGGGAUCCUAAGGAUGGAGACUCCCCAUGGUUGGGGAUCCCAAGGAGAGGGGACCUCAAGGAUGGGGAUACCAAGGAUGGGACCCCAAAGAUGGGACCUCAUGGUUGGGGACCCCAAGGAGAGGGGACCCAAAGGAGGGGACCCUGUGAAGGAGACCCCAAGGAUGAGGACCUCAAGGAUGGGGACACCAAGGAUGGGACCCCAAAGAUGGGACCUCAUGGUUGGGGACCCCAAGGAGAGGGGACCCGAAGGAGGGGACCCCGUGAAGGAGACCCCAAAGAUGAGGACCUCAAGGAUGGGGACAUCAAGGAUGGGACCCCAAAGAUGGGACCUCAUGGUUGGGGACCCCAAGGAGAGGGGACCUCAAGGAUGGGACCCCGUGGUUGGGUUCCACAAGGAUGGGGACAGCAAGUAUGGGAACACCAAGGAGGGGACCCCAAGGAUGGGAACCCAAAGAUGGGCACCCCAAGGAUGGGACCCCAAGAUUUGGGACCCCAAGGAUGGUGACCUGGGGACAGGGAUGCUGCUGGGGGGGGGAGAUUUUCCCCCCCUAUUUAAGCAGAUUUGGGGGGCACAGGGAGAGGGGACUAUUUAUAAAGAGAAAAUAAAAU
Molecule: messenger RNA, 1825 nt
Organism: Grus americana (Whooping crane)
Lineage: Eukaryota; Metazoa; Chordata; Aves; Gruiformes; Gruidae
Product: nuclear receptor subfamily 2 group F member 5-like
Exons: 3
Coding region: 1-1122 (373 amino acids)
Biological process (GO): anatomical structure development; cell differentiation; regulation of transcription by RNA polymerase II
Molecular function (GO): RNA polymerase II cis-regulatory region sequence-specific DNA binding; zinc ion binding; nuclear receptor activity
Source: RefSeq, a predicted model, not a curated record